AUGCGUUUCUCAACACUUAUUUCAUCAGCGGCGCUGAUGUUCCAGGCUGUCUCGGCUGCUUCUGAGGAGUACAAGGAUGCCGACACAGGAAUCACCUUCCAGCAAUUCGUCGACAAGACCAGCAAGUUCUCUUUCGGUAUUGCUAUGCCAGAGACCCCCAGCACCGAUUUUAUUGGUCAAAUCAUUGCUCCCAUUUCUGAGGGAUAUGCUUCCGUUGGUAUGGGCUCUACCAUGAGCAAGAAGCUUCUCAUCGUUGCUUGGCCCAACGACGGCAAGGUCCUUAGCUCUGUUCGUCAAGCUUCCGGAUACACAAACCCUGAUGUUUUGGAUGACGAUACCGUUAAGAUCAAACCCAUCGAGAAGGGUGUCAAGGUUGGCGCUGACUCUUUCACCUUCACUUUCCUCUGUGAGGGAUGUAUCAAGUCCGACGGCACUACCUUCAAGGCCUCUGACGCCAACGCUGUCAUGGCUUUCGCUUUCAGCACUACUGCUCUCGACGAUCCUACCGAUGCUAGCGGUGCUCUCAACUACCACGGUGCUGGCUUUGGUGGUUUCUCCGUUGAUGCUGGUUCUUCUCAGUCUGCCGACUACGAGACCUGGGCUGCUAUGGCUUCUGAUGGCUCUGCUACUCCUGGCUCCGGCUCCGGCUCCGAUGGCACUGUCCCUUCUACCGGUAACUUCACCACUGUGGUCUCCAACAUGACUUACGACUACAUCGUGGUCGGUGGUGGUGCCUCCGGACUGAUCGUCGCUGAGCGUCUUCUCGAGUCACAGAAGUCCGUUCUUCUCCUUGAGCGUGGCAAGGCCUCUUUUUACUCUACUGGUGGUAAGGCUGUCAUGGACUGGAAUGAUACAACUACUCAGUAUGAUGUGCCGGCCAUGGCAUAUCACCUUACAAAUAGUGCAAUCGACACCUCUGAGUACUGUACUGACACCGCGAGCAUGGCUGGAUGCAUUCUUGGUGGCGGAACAAGUGUCAAUGCCAUGAUGUUCGUUCGUCCUCAGCCUGCUGACUUUGAUGAUAAGUGGCCUGCCGGCUGGAAGUACAACGACGUUGAGGCCGCCGCCUCCAGACUCUGGGAGCGCACACCCGGUACCCUAAGCCCCACGAAGGACGGUAAAUUGGUCGACCAGUCUGCCUACACUAUUCUGAGCCAGUUCUUCUCUGGAAACGGCUUCAGCCAAGUUGAUGCCAUCGCUCAGCCCGAGAAGAAGAAGGCUGUGUUCACUCACCCCCCUAUGAUGAUCACCGAUGGUCAGCGUGCUGGCCCUGUCCGUGACUAUCUCCCUCUUGCCCAGGCCAACCCCAACUUCAAACUCAUGCUCGAAAGCAAGGUCAUGCGAGUUGUGCGUGAGGGCAAGGAGAUCACUGGUGUCGAGAUCCAGUCUGGCCCUUCUACCCGCCAGAUUAUCAAGGUCAAGACCGGCGGUGCUGUUGUUCUUGCUGCUGGUGCCCUCUCUACCCCUCGUCUUCUCGUCAACUCUGGUAUUGGUCCUGCCAAGCAGAUUGAGACUGUUGCCAGCGGCAGCCAGCGCCUUACCAUGCCUCCUAAGGACCAAUGGAUCAACCUUCCCGUUGGCGAGAACCUCAAGGACCACCCUAUCUUCACCGUCAAGGUCAAGACCAAGUCACCUAUGACUGCUCUCCCCGACACUGCAUUCACCGCGCCUAGCCAGGAGGACGUUGAUCUCUACGCUCAGGGUACCGGUCUUCUUGCCCAGUCUGGUCAGCGAUUCAUCUUCUGGGACAGUGUCAAGGGUUCUGACGGUGUCGAGCGAUACGUUCAGGGCACUUGCGCUCCUGCUGGCAAUGAUGCUCUUAAGCUCAAGGUCUACCUCACCCACGGUUCUACCUCCAGCGGUGCUCUCGAGGUUACAAGCUCUGGUGCUACCAAGUUGAUUGGCGAGCCUUACCUGAACGACGCCGCUGACAAGGAGGCCGUCAAGUCUUUCAUGCAGAAGCUCAUUGACAUGACUUCCAAGCCCAACAGCACCAUUAGCAUCGCCGGUAACGCUACUGCCGAGAGCCUUAUGGCUGAGUAUGUUAGCGGCUCCCACUUUGUCGGUUCUGCCAUCAUGGGUACUGAGAACGACGGAUCCAGCGUUGUCGACACUGACACCAAGGUCUGGGGCACCGAUAACCUCUACGUUGUCGAUGCAAGCAUCCACAGAGAUCUUCCCACAGGCAACACCCAGGCCAUUGUCAUGGUCGUUGCUGAGCACGCUGCCUCCAAGAUCCUCAACGGUGGAAGUGGUUCGUCAAGCCCUGUUGUCCCUCCCACCACCGGCGGCGACAACAGCAGCAGCCCUGUUGAGACUCCUACUACCCCUAACGAGCCUGUUGAGACUCCCGUCAAGAAGCCCGGCUCCAAGUGCCGACGAUCUCUGCGCCAGCGCCAGCGUCGCCGUAUGCAGCGUCGCUCUUAA
This is a messenger RNA of Fusarium venenatum, 2427 nucleotides long. RefSeq lists its product as uncharacterized. The record is from RefSeq and is a predicted model, not a curated record. Lineage: Eukaryota; Fungi; Ascomycota; Sordariomycetes; Hypocreales; Nectriaceae. Gene Ontology annotation, molecular function: flavin adenine dinucleotide binding; oxidoreductase activity, acting on CH-OH group of donors.